This is a messenger RNA of Dromiciops gliroides (monito del monte), 927 nucleotides long. Its product is annotated as olfactory receptor 4C11-like. Gene Ontology annotation, molecular function: olfactory receptor activity; G protein-coupled receptor activity. Gene Ontology annotation, cellular component: membrane. Lineage: Eukaryota; Metazoa; Chordata; Mammalia; Microbiotheria; Microbiotheriidae. Bases 1 to 927 code for a protein of 308 amino acids. The record is from RefSeq and is a predicted model, not a curated record. Gene Ontology annotation, biological process: G protein-coupled receptor signaling pathway. The transcript has a single exon.
AUGAAAAAUAAUGUGACAGAAUUUCUUCUUAUUGGACUGACCCAGGACCCAGCAAAGGAGAAAAUAGUAUUCGUCAUCAUCUUGAUUUUCUACAUUGCCACUAUUUUAGGGAACCUGCUUAUCAUUGUCACCGUCAAGAACAGUCCUGCACUUGGGUCCCCCAUGUAUUUCUUUCUGACCUAUUUGUCCCUUUCUGAUGCAUGUUUAUCCACCACAACAGCCCCACGACUAAUAGUAGAUAGUCUGCGCAAGAGGAAAUCUAUCUCCUACGAUGAGUGCAUGCUCCAGUUAUUUGCAGGGCACUUCUUUGGCAGUAUGGACAUCUUGGUCCUCAUCCUGAUGGCCUAUGACCGCUAUGUGGCCAUCUGUAAACCUCUGCACUAUUUGACUAUCAUGAGUAGGAAGGUAUGUAGUAUCUUGGUGGCAUUAGCCUGGGUGGGGUCAUUUGUGCAUUCCGUUGCCCAGCUCUUCAUUGCCUUGAGUUUGCCUUUCUGUGGUUCCAAUUUAGUCAACAACUACUGCUGUGAUCUGCAACCCUUGAUGAGAUUGGCCUGUACUGACACAUAUGUGCUAAACCUCUUGGUUGUUUUUAACAGUGGAGCCAUCUGCAUGGUGAGCUUUAUAAUGCUAAUGAUCUCCUAUACUGUUAUCUUAUAUUCUCUGAGAAAUCAGAGUAGAGAGGGGAGGUACAAAGCUCUUUCCACAUGCACCACUCACAUCAUUGUUGUCCUCAUAUUCUUUGGCCCCUGUAUAUUUAUAUAUAGCAGGCCACUUACCACCUUUCCUGCAGAUAAGUUGGUGGUUGUGUUUUAUACCAUUGGAGCACCUUUGCUCAACCCUUUGAUCUAUACACUGAGGAAUAAAGAAGUUAAAACUGCAAUGAGGAAAUUGUGGAGCAACAGAAAAACUUUACACAUAAAACAAUGA